This is a messenger RNA of Podarcis raffonei (Aeolian wall lizard), 1276 nucleotides long. Its product is annotated as SLAM family member 9-like. The coding region runs from base 55 to 963 and encodes 302 amino acids. The record is from RefSeq and is a predicted model, not a curated record. NCBI's taxonomy places the organism in Eukaryota, Metazoa, Chordata, Lepidosauria, Squamata, Lacertidae. The transcript has 5 exons.
CAACCUCUCAUCACUUCACACAGCUUUAAGACCCAUCUUCUGAAUGGAUUUACGAUGAACGACCAAUGUCUGUGUGUCUUGAAGAGGAGUCCUCCACGCAGCAGGCAAAAGGGGGCUGCGAAUGGCUGCAAACGAAGCCUGGAGCUCUUUCUUCUGACUCUGUCUUUGCUUUCUUCUCCCUCUGGUACUGCAAGUAUCAGAGUACAGAAUCCCCACAAGGAGACGUUAAAUGGGAUCCUGGGAGGCUGUGUGUUGCUCCCUGUAGGUAUUCCCCCCUUGGAAACACUGAAAACAAUUGAGUGGGAUUUCCAGGGGGGAAAUGGUUUGAGAUUUCAGCUGGCUGAAUUGAGGGAAGGAAGACUGGAGAGGCUCAAUCCAGAGGACAGGUUUGGGCCAAGACUGGAGAUGGCCAAUGAGACCACCAUGAGGAUCAAAGACUUGGAAAUGGAUGACAGUGGCAAAUAUUCCAUUAGAGUGAGGUUUACUUCCACACAGUAUGAAGAUUACACUUUCCAUCUCUCUGUGUAUGAACCAGUCCCAGAACCAAAAAUCCUCUCCCAAGUUGUCUCCAAGAGCCCAGAUGGCUGCAAUGUGACCCUGCAGUGUCAGGUGCCUGGAAACGGAGAAUUCAACAUCUCUUGGAAAGGAGGAGAUGCCUUCAGGGACUUAGAAGAUGGUUCAAAGUCAUAUAACCUCUCUGGCAAUGGCAACAGUCUCCACUUGUUCUGGAAGCUCAACUCCUCAGAGCCCAAAAUCACCUGCCUGGUCACCAAUCCAGCAGAUCAGAAAAGCAUCUCCCCCAACUUGCUGCACAUCUGCCAAACUGAAGUCUUUACAGGUGACCGUCAACUCAUACAGCAUUGGAGGUGGGGUUUUCUCAUCAAUUUGCUCCUCUUCUUGGCUGUAUUUGGGAUUAUGACCAGGAAGACAAGAAGGAAGAUGUCACCCAAAGGAGGUGUCUAGGUUGGCCUCUGUCUGCCUUGAGAGAAAAUGGCGUGCUCCUCUGGGGAUGAAGCCGAACCACAGUGUUUGCAGCACCAAAGUGACCUUCCUGUGGGGCAAGACUGACCCCCCCCUCGGCCUGGCUGAUGUGGUCCAAAGGAAAGCAGAACAAGACAUUUGGCGCCGGUGUGGCUGCAGGAGUUGCCAGAAGGAGGUGUACAAGGCGCCACCCAACAGUCUUAGGGACUCCACUCUGGAUUUGUGUAGACUUUAUUCCUUGUUUUAUUCUAGUCCUGAAUAUAUCCUGGCGUAAAAUAAACGAUACAUCAGUCUC